UAUUAGGCUUCUGGUGGGUUUUCUGUUUCAAAUUAGGUUGAAUUUACUUACCAUACAUGAAGUCAUCAUUUUUCCCACCCAACAUAGGGAAAAAGAAUGCAAAAGAUCACUCUGUUCUUAUUUAUAACUAGAGGGCACAUGUCCUAAUAUCCAAACUCAAAUGAAAACUUAAGCAAAAAACUAAUUUGCACUUAAUCAUGAACCCAAAACAAAGUUCUGAGAUGACGGUAGAUUAUAGGUGAUCAAAAACGUUAUUUUCUGGAAACUACCAGCUUAAACACAACUUUGGAACUCCGACAUCGCCUAUUCUGUAAUCUAAUUUCUUUUUUCUUUCAAAAGAUGAAAAAGAAUCUGCGCACACCUCUACGAGAAGAGGACUGUGGGGGCGGGGGGCACACCGUCCACAUUCCCAUCCUACACGGCAUCUGGGAAGUUAUUAUCUCCCACUUCUCUGCAUUCUGCGCUAGCGGCCCCCAAAGCCAAACACCCCUGGGGCUGGAGGCGGGAAAAGCCCCGGAGUCCUCGGAAGAGAUGAACUAGGCCGGGAGUUGAUCCCGAAGGCUUCGAGAAGCUACAGGACCACACCUACCUGACUACAGACGCCCCUCAUUGGACCCGCCCUCCCCAUUAACUGUCGUCCGCCUCGCGCGCAGGUCCCCUGUGACCAACGUCGAAAACUCGUCCUCGUGCCCACUCGGAGUUCUCCACGCCUGCGCAGUCUCCCCGGUGCUGGAGGGACUGUAGAUGCACAUGCUCCACCCUUCAUCUCUGUCUCUCUCUCUCUCCCUCUGCAGGGCUGAUUUUGAACGCCGUCCCCGAAGCCUGAUGGCUUGCGCAUGCGUCCCCACGCUAGCUGCGUUUCUCCCCACAAAAGCCACAGGCGGCGGGUAUUUGAAGCUCAGCGAGCCGGAAGUCGCUCUGCUUCCUCACUUCCACGCUGCCCUAGCGGAAACUCAUGCCCUGGAAGAGAGGUUCCGGGGCGGGGCUGGCCUGGCUGGAGGCGGCACAAUGGAGACCCGGACUGAGGUCGCGGGAGUGACCCGCGGUCUGACGCUGGCCUCUUCGUGGCCUGCCGCACGCGGUGCCCUAAUCCAAAGUCUCACCCAGGCUGGUCUCGGAGCCCAUGACUUUGAUUGCGAGGAACUGCCAGCGCCGCCUGUUUCGGGCCAGAGUCUAGUGAUUUUGAAGAGAAGCCUGUGCAGCCAAGAUGAAAACCCCUGCUUCCUCUUCCUAAAGUAUGACCCCAACGGAGUUGAAGAAAUCGUUUCUGUUGGCAUUUUAAGUUCUGCAAGAAAUAUGGAAGUUUACUUAGGAGAGGAGUACUGUGGAACCAGUAGGGGCAAAAGUGUUGGUGCUGUCCUGGAUGACAGUGAACAUGAAAAGAUCAUUUUGUACAAAAAUUAUCUAAAAUUGGAGUCCUUUACACAUGCUUGUAAAAUAAAGUUGCUGUCCUUUGGUGAAAAGCAAUGUGUGUUCAUCAGUAAAGUUGUGGUACACACAACAUCAGUUUUGGCAAAUUCGUCAAAAAGCUGUCCUGCUCUAGGAUCAAGAAUAGACCUUGACAAGGUCCGAAGCAUAAUGGAGUCUAUGGGGUCAAAAUUAUCACCUGGAGCUCAGCAAUUGAUGAAUAUGGUUAGAUUACAGCAGCAGAAUUGCAUUCCCCUUGGAGAGCAGCUUCAGUCUGUUUUGGGAAAUACUGGAUACAAGCAUAUGGUUGGGCUGCAAUCAUCAUCUACUUUAGGAGCUUUAGACAAGUCAUCCUCUACACCUUUUCCUUUUAGAACUGGAUUGACAUCUGGAAACAUGACUGAAAACUUAAAACUUUAUAUUGAUAAAAGUACACAGCCACCUGAUCAAGGGAAUCUUACAAACCUUGAAGAAUGUAAAAUUAUGCCACAAAAGCACUCACUUCUUGAAAACGAUCUUAAAAGUGCAGUAUCUUCUUUCUUACCAAAGAAAGCAAGUGACAAUUCAAAUAUACCUAAUUCGGAGUUGCUGCCUUUUCUCCACAAUUUGUGUAGUCAAGUUAACCAUCUCCGUGUGGGACAUAAAGAGAAUCUCACUAAGUCCAGUGAAGGCAUUCUUGGUGUUGGAAUGGAAGAGCAACCUGUUUGUUCCUACUUGGAAAAGAUUCUUUCUAAAAAUAUGGAACUGAUAGAAAAGAAACUCGUGGACUACAUUGAUCAGCGAAUAUGUAAACUCCAGGAGCACAUAGAUGAUAAGAUUGCUUUAUUAAUGGAUUUGCUGCAAAAUCCCAAUUCCCCGCUCACUGGGAUACCUCUAAGACAUUAUGACUCUGGAGAAAGACUUUCAAAUGGAGAAAGAUAAGCUCUUUACAUAUACAAUGUACUGCAGAUAUUUAUUGCAUAUUUAUUAUAAAGCCAAAACCC
Molecule: messenger RNA, 2390 nt
Organism: Nycticebus coucang (slow loris)
Lineage: Eukaryota; Metazoa; Chordata; Mammalia; Primates; Lorisidae
Gene: C3H10orf88
Product: chromosome 3 C10orf88 homolog
Exons: 6
Coding region: 745-2328 (527 amino acids)
Source: RefSeq, a predicted model, not a curated record